UGCCGAGUGGUCAGCCACACGCCUACGUGUGUGUGUGCGGUUGGAUACACUGGAGACCCGUUCUCUCAGUGCUUUGUACAACGUAAGAAUGAACUCCUGAGUCAUUUCUCUUGUAUUUGUGCGAUUGUGGAUGCAAGUUCGUGCAGAGGAUAAUUGUGACUUGUGGCUUUCAGCUGUAGCCGUGCCCCAGGAGAGGCCAACGCCCUGCUCUCCGUCGCCAUGUGGUUCGAAUGCAGUGUGUAGGGAACAGAAUGGCGCUGGAUCUUGCACUUGUCUACCAGAGUAUGUGGGCAAUCCGUACGAAGGCUGUCGGCCAGAGUGCGUGGUGAACACUGACUGUGCUCCCAACAGGGCAUGUAUUCGUAACAAGUGCCAAGACCCAUGCCCCGGCACGUGUGGCCCGAAUGCAGACUGCCAGGUGGUCAAUCACCUGCCAUCGUGCACAUGCCGGCCGGGAUACACUGGAGACCCGUUCCGAUACUGCACAGUGCAGGCUAGCGAACCUGUGGUAGCUGAACCAGGAGAUCCGUGCAGCCCAUCGCCAUGUGGUCCUAACAGCCAAUGUCGCCAAGUGAAUGGGCAGGCUGUGUGCUCAUGCCUACCGUCGUACAUUGGCAGUCCACCAGGCUGUAGACCAGAGUGUGUGGUGAGCUCCGAAUGCCCGCAGAACCGAGCCUGUGUGAACCAGAAGUGUGUGGACCCUUGCCCUGGGCCGUGUGGCCUCAAUACUCGCUGCCAGGUGAUCAACCACAGCCCAAUAUGCAGUUGCAAACAAGGAUAUACCGGAGACCCCUUCGCCAGAUGCCAUCCAAUUCCACGUAAGCUUCUGGAGCCUUGGGUUUUUCUAGUGUGUGUGAUGCAAUAUGGCCUUGGUGACAGCGCAGGACUGACCUAGAACGUUGUUUCUUUUCUCUUUUUAGCUCCACCUCAGAGGCCGAGUGCCCCAGUAGUUGUGAAUCCUUGCAUCCCAUCACCAUGUGGGCCGUAUUCUGAAUGUCGUGAUACAGGUGGCAAUCCUUCAUGCUCAUG
Molecule: messenger RNA, 1029 nt
Organism: Schistocerca serialis cubense
Lineage: Eukaryota; Metazoa; Arthropoda; Insecta; Orthoptera; Acrididae
Product: neurogenic locus notch homolog protein 4-like
Exons: 2
Coding region: 131-895 (254 amino acids)
Source: RefSeq, a predicted model, not a curated record